AUGGAAGUCCCUAUUUCUCCAAUGGACGAUAAAGGCUCGCCGUAUUCCACAGCAUCUUCGGGGUCGACGACAACGUUUGUCGAAGAAUGGACGCCGUCGCAUUCAAAAACGUCUUCAGCUUCGAAGCCUGCGGCACGGCCAAAAUUAAAGACAGUACGAAUUGCAAUUGUCGGAACUGGAUUGUCAAGUCUGACGACUGCCUACCUAUUAUCGACGUGUGAAGCAGAAAAAUAUGGAGUACAUUUGGUGGUCGAUCUUUUUGAACGAGGCUCUUCCAUUGGCAUGGAUGGCCAAAGUUUGACAGUUGAAGUUGGAGAAACGAAACGGCCGCAACGAAUUGAUACCCCUUGGCGAACUUUUAAUCCUGGUUAUUAUCCUAAUUUGACUGGUCUGUACAGAUACCUGGGAAUCAACUUUUAUCGGAAUCGCUUGAGCUUUGGAUGGUUUCAUUUGGACGAGCUACCUCAAAUGUUCCCCCCUAUGGAAACUCACGAGUCGCUUUCGACCGUACGAACUUCGUAUUGGUCCCCGUUUGCGACCCCGCGCAGUAUUUCGCGCACACUAAAACAUUGGGUUGUCCAGUUUUCGGGCGACGUUAAUUCUGGUCCUUCGCUAACACUCGCGAGUCUCUGGAAUGUAUAUAAGUGGUGUGGCAGUAUAUUUCGGUUACUGGCUAUUUGGUUUGGCUACGUGUUGUUUUUGUGCGUCUGCUCUUACCAUGGCCGCCGUGGCCAUUACCGUCCGGGUGCUACGCAUCCCAUUCAAAAAAAAACGGUGCGACAAUACGUCGAGUCCGCUUGGUACCUGCCCUCGAGCUUUGUUCGGCUCGUUCUACUUCCCAUGCUUAUGACCUUGUGCACCUGUUCUAGCGAGCAGUUGCUCGAGCACCCAAUCGCUCCUCUCCUUGAGUACAAAUGGAAGACGCACAGGGGUACACAUAUGCUGGUAUCUGAUGGUGUGCGGCAGGUUGUUCGGCGGCUGAUCGAAAAAGUGGACAAUGUCUACUGUAAUGCUGGCAUAACAGCUCUCGAAUACGUUCCCGUUAGCGAUGGCGUUGACAAUUCGCUACGAGUCCGUCUUGUACUCGAGGAUGGUCGUUCAAUUAUUUACGACCAUGUUAUUCUCGGCGUUUCCCCCAAAUCAGCUCUUAAUCUAAUGAUAGCCGCGGAAACUACCGCCGAGCUUCUCCCACAUCAAGUGAAUUCUCUUAAGCUUGCUUUACAGCGUUCGAAUGCCAGUCGUGCCAUCGAUGCCUUUUCCAAAGCUGCACACAAUCGCGUGGUUGUAAUGACUCACAAGGACACCACUAUCUUUCCAGAGUGUAAGCGUCUACCUCGUGUUGUUGUUGGUUCUACAGAUUCGCAACGUACCAUGGUGACGCAUAUUUCGGCGCCCGGUAUCUAUCAAACAACUAUGCUUCUUGAGGAAAAUCUUCCGACGCUGGAUUCUAUUCUAUCGAUAUCCCGCUAUGUCCGGUUUGUACUCACCAUGCCAUGGAUGCGUGCGCGUUCCGAGUUUUGCACCGAGACUGGUUGCUGUGGUCCGGUACAGGGACCUAACAUUUGGUACGUUGGAUGCUGGUGUCACAAUGGACUGCCUUUGAUGGAGGGCUGUGUAAAUAGUGCUAGUGCUUGUUUCCUUCAGUUGACCAAAGUGUUGUCGAUACCUGCUUUUAUUCCUUGGGAACCUUCUCAUGACUUUAUGCCUUCUGCCGAGGAACCAUUUCAUUAG
Schizosaccharomyces japonicus yFS275 is the source of this 1731-nucleotide messenger RNA. RefSeq lists its product as hypothetical. NCBI's taxonomy places the organism in Eukaryota, Fungi, Ascomycota, Schizosaccharomycetes, Schizosaccharomycetales, Schizosaccharomycetaceae. The record is from RefSeq and is a predicted model, not a curated record. The transcript has a single exon. The coding region runs from base 1 to 1731 and encodes 576 amino acids.